UCCUCAUAAAGGCACAAAAGAUGUCUGCAGCAAUGAAGGACCACUACAUAAAUGAUGAUUUAUACUCUUCAGAGACAUUGUCAUAUCCUAUGAAGCAGGUAGACACUGUCUAUAUGAAUUCUUGGGACAUAAGUGAUUCUAUUAAUGUUUCUGAAAGCCACAUUAAAACCAAGACUAGUAAGAUGAGCAGCUCUUCAAUAAAAAAAAGAGAACAAAAAUUCUCUGGUAAAGGAGAAGCAGGCUGCUGUAGACUGUCUGCCCACUGUUGCUGUUGGGUGAUGGUGACUCUUGCUGUGUUGCUGGUCCUAGGCUUGAUUUCCUUUGUAAUGUUCUUUAUACACAGUGACAAUAAAUUACAGAAUUUGAAAAAGGCAUAUGUCAUCUUAUCAGAAAAUCAUUCCUUCAUAGAAAAGCAGCUUGAUCAAUUUAGGAAUAACUUCACCGAUUUGUCAAAAAAGUACCUGGCUUUUCAAAUUAAUCAUAGAACAGGUGAAAAUAAAUUACAGGAAAUGAAAACGGAAUACAAUAGCUUAUCAGAAGAUCAUUCUGUGCUAAACAUGAAGUUCAACCAGCUAACGAAUAGUUUCACCCAUUUAUCAACUGACAACCAGAUUCUUCAAAAUAAAUACAACAGACUUAUAGAAAAGAAGUGCCCAGUUUGUCCACAAGGAUGGUUGACUCAUCAUACAUCAUGUUACUUCAUCUCGACUGAUCACAUGAAUUGGAGAGCUAGUCAAGACGAUUGUUUAGCUAAAGGUGGACAUCUGGUGAUAAUUGAGAAUGAAAAUGAGCAGAAAUUUUUGAAUGAACAUGUCACCAGUUCAGAUGCUUGGAUUGGUCUGACUGAUUCAAAACAAGAAAAAAUGUGGCUUUGGGUAGACAACACAACACUCAAUUUAAGCUACUGGACAAGAGGACAGCCUGAUGAUUGGAAAGAAACUAAUCCAGCUGGGGAGGACUGUGCUCAUUUAAGACCAUGGGCACACACCCUAAACACCUGGCAUGAUAUAACUUGUGAUUACAGCAUGAACAGAGUUUGUGAAAAAAGUUAAUGAAGUAUUAAAUUCUUUCUAAGCACUUGCUUGCCAUCAUAUUCACUUCAAAAGUCAUUUAUCUGUAAAUUAAAAUAUUUUCUAAUAUGUUUAAGUAAAAAAAAAACCCUGCUAGACUGAUUAGUCCUUUCUCAAUUGGAAACUUUUUUACGUUGUUACUCUUUAGGUUUAUUGCAACCACUGCUGCAUAACAAACUUUUGUAGGGGGAUUUUUAUACUACUUUGUUAGCGAACUGAAACAUACAAUUGUUUUUGUUGUUCUUCCAUAUUGGUAAUUAAAUACCCUAUUAUACUGGUUCUCCUGUUUGCCUAGGUGACAUGGUGGGGCAGUGGUUAGUGCCUCUACCUUACAGGUCUACUGUCGUUUUGAAUCCUGUCUCAGUCAGCAUCUGGAUAGACAGAAUAGGCAUUUUUUUCAAAUGUUUUAGGUUUUUCUUCCUCAUUCUAAAGAAGUUAAAUGCAGAGUCAUUAGCAAAUGUUGGACAAGUGUGAUAGACUGGAUUGAUUCAUGCUGUACAAACUAUGGUAAAACCCUGAUGUGGAUAAGCAGAUUAAAUUAAGAAUAAUUGCAUGAACUUUACUCUCUCAAGGGAAAACAACUUACUGAAGAGCAACUUGUUGUAUGAUGACGAUUCCACUCAUCAACAGUGAUGCCAUGUGCUAUCCAUUGACUUUCUGUACCCGCUUAUUACAGUACAGGGCAGCAAGAAGCUGAACCCUACCCAGGCAACAUAAGGUAUAAGGACAAGAACCACUCUUAGAAGGGACAUUAGCCCACUGCAGACAGGUUUUGAAAAUGUGUUCAAAUGGACUGGAAUCCUCUGUCUUUUAAAAUGAGAAAAAUACUAAUGGAACUCAAAAAAGGAAUACAAAUAACUGAAUUUGUGUCAUUAAAUUAUUUGAUGGUAGCAGACAUCUCAUACCCCACAACCAAGAACCUGCUUUUAAGUAACAUAUCACUGAAAGAUGGCCACUUGUCAAACAUUCCAGUUUAACUCUUACAACAUUUUCAAGUCAAAUUUGACCUGGUUUUGGGGUUAAAAAUCACUAAAAGUGCCCUAAAGUUAAUCUCUUAAGGAUGAAAAAAAGCUUACUUUUUUAUUUCUUUUGGGUCAGUUGUAUCCCACCAUUGACCUUAAUGGAUUUUCUGCUACAUUUAAGAUAAUAUGUUUGUUCACCACAUAUAAAACGAUCCAGAUUGUCAUCUUUUUCAGAAUUGUGAAGGCUUUUAGUAAUGGGGCCUAACUGUACAAAAA
Messenger RNA from Erpetoichthys calabaricus (reedfish), 2308 nucleotides. RefSeq names its product asialoglycoprotein receptor 1-like. Lineage: Eukaryota; Metazoa; Chordata; Cladistia; Polypteriformes; Polypteridae. The record is from RefSeq and is a predicted model, not a curated record. The coding region runs from base 21 to 1052 and encodes 343 amino acids. The transcript is spliced from 7 exons.